Trypanosoma grayi is the source of this 261-nucleotide messenger RNA. RefSeq lists its product as hypothetical. Bases 1 to 261 code for a protein of 86 amino acids. The record is from RefSeq and is a predicted model, not a curated record. Lineage: Eukaryota; Euglenozoa; Kinetoplastea; Trypanosomatida; Trypanosomatidae. The transcript has a single exon.
AUGUCUAGCACCGUCACCUCCGUCGCGUGGCGCGGCGACGGCGCGAGUCCGAACGACUGCUCCGCGCCGCGCACCUCGUCGAUGAUGCGGAAGGCGAUGUCGCCGGUGCCGCCGGCCACAUCGAGGAAUUUGCCGCCGGGGCGCGGCCGCACGCACUCGCGCACGAAGUGCCGCUUCCACACGCGGUGCACACCGAGCGAGAGGACGUCGUUCAUCAUGUCGUACCGGCCGGCCACCUUGUCGAACACAUUCUUGACGUAG